AUGGACGACGAUUGGGUGGAGGUCGCCUCGGGCACCGAGUCGCAGGCACCCGGACCAUCGGUCGAAGCACCAGGCAAUUCGCCAGCUAAAUUCCCCGGACCGCCGGCUGAAGCACCGGGCGAUCCGAAGGAAACCGCGCCACGGCCAUCGAGGCACAUCACGAUUGGCAUCUUUUCGGACGCCACAGCCUCACUGGCCUCGCACGUCAACCGGCUGAAGAGCGUUGCGAAGGCCAUCUUUGCCAUCGUGCAGGGCAUGAAGGCGGCCGGGGAUGACGGCCUCGUCGUCCACAUCGUGAUGGCGGCGAUGCGAGAUUGGUGCGACGCCGCGCACGUCUUCAGGGUGUACACGGAGGAGAAGGCGUCUAUCCGUGCGGGGGCAAUUCUGCCGAUGGCGUACACGGGCGCCGCCGGGCAGGACGAGCACCUCCUCCGCACCCUCGACGCGAUGGCGUCCGACUGCCAGGGUGGUGGUGAGUUGAUAGGCGACCACCCGCAGUUCGCCAUCUUCGUCGCCGACGACGCGCACCACGGCCUCACGGACUCGCCAGACGGCGCCUCGUCCCCUCGGCUGAUCUCGGAUAAUCUCGGGGAGUGGCGAGCUGCUCGACGAGCAGGCCCUCCGCCCUCCGAGCCAGAGAGCCUCUCUAGCUGGCCAGCCUGUCGAAGGGGGGCACUGGUUACCGAGACUCAACGAGAGGACGGGGAGGCGGCUCGCCGUCCGGUCUUUGCCGUCUGGUGCGCCGUCGGCAACGCAGCGGCGUCGGACGUGCCGACGCAGAUCGCGACUCUCAUCUGCCAGCACGUCAAGGGGCGGGAGCUUCCGAGGGUGGACUGCAUCCGGCUGGGCGGAGGCUCGCUCGAGCAGGCGCUCAAGGCGAGGGCGGCAGAGGACCGCCUCCGCGCCGAGCCCCUCUCGCGCGUGCCUUCGGCGGAGAUGCGGCAGCAGCGGAUCGCCGCAACCAUCACACGACAGCGGUCGAUGUGA
Messenger RNA from Emiliania huxleyi CCMP1516, 987 nucleotides. RefSeq lists its product as hypothetical. NCBI's taxonomy places the organism in Eukaryota, Haptophyta, Isochrysidales, Noelaerhabdaceae. The record is from RefSeq and is a predicted model, not a curated record. The coding region runs from base 1 to 987 and encodes 328 amino acids. The transcript has 8 exons.